CGGGACGAUACUAUAAAACCCACCAAUCGGGUGCUCCCAGUUGGUCAUAUUGGGCAGCAACACGCAAUAAUGGAGCGCUACCAGAAGCUCGAGAAGGUCGGCGAGGGCACGUAUGGCGUCGUGUACAAGGCGAAGGACCGAGUGACGGGCGAAGUGAUCGCGCUCAAGAAAAUCCGCCUGGAAGCUGAAGACGAAGGGAUCCCGAGCACGGCGAUCCGGGAAAUUUCGUUGCUGAAAGAGCUCCAACAUUGCAACAUUGUGCGGUUGUACAACAUUGUGCACACAGAGCGGAAGCUCACGCUCGUGUUCGAGUACCUCGAUCAAGACUUGAAGAAGUACUUGGACGUGUGCGAGAGAGGUCUUGAGAAGCCCAUCCUCAAAUCGUUUCUCUACCAACUGCUCCGCGGCAUCGCAUACUGCCACCAACACCGCGUCCUGCAUCGCGACCUCAAGCCGCAGAAUCUCUUGAUCAACCGGGAAGGAGAACUCAAGCUGGCCGAUUUUGGCCUCGCGCGGGCCUUUGGGAUUCCCGUGCGAAGCUAUACCCAUGAAGUAGUGACGCUGUGGUACCGGUCCCCCGACGUCCUCAUGGGCUCGCGAAAGUACUCGACCCCUGUCGACAUUUGGAGCAUUGGGUGCAUAUUCGCCGAAAUGUCCAACGGCGGGCCGCUCUUUGCUGGCACAUCCGAAGCCGAUCAGCUCGACCGCAUCUUUCGCUUGCUUGGUACUCCAUCGCUGGACAUCUACCCGGGCUUGGUCGAUUUGCCAGAAUAUAAGCCCGACUUUCCAGUGUACCCAUCGCCGGCGUCGCUGGCGCACCUGGUGCCGACCUUGGACGACGACGGUCUGGACUUGUUUCAGCAAAUGCUCCAGUACGACCCCGCCAAGCGCAUCACGGCCGCCGAUGCCCUCAAGCAUCCGUAUUUCACCGACCUGCCCCUGUCCCAUCACCACGCUACCUAGGACGUUUUGUAAUGAUUGUGUGUGUGUGUUACCCGA
This is a messenger RNA of Aphanomyces invadans, 999 nucleotides long. Its product is annotated as CMGC/CDK protein kinase. Gene Ontology annotation, cellular component: cytoplasm; nucleus. The transcript has 4 exons. Gene Ontology annotation, biological process: protein phosphorylation. Gene Ontology annotation, molecular function: cyclin-dependent protein serine/threonine kinase activity; ATP binding. The record is from RefSeq and is a predicted model, not a curated record. Bases 70 to 963 code for a protein of 297 amino acids. NCBI's taxonomy places the organism in Eukaryota, Oomycota, Saprolegniomycetes, Saprolegniales, Verrucalvaceae.